GAAGUAACGCAUAUGAAAAGGACUGAAGGCCGAGACGAACAGAAACUGAGACGUCGUCUUCGCUGUCAGCUUGCCUUCUAUUCCAGCAACUUUGAGUGUUGAUCAAGAAUCACGUCACUGUGAGUUGUUGAAUUUUGGGUUUCCGAUCGUCUGAAACUUCAAAGGUGAGGUUUUUCGGGGGAGGAUUCGGGUUGGAGAACUGAUUAGGAUUUUGGUUGAAAAGGGUUUGAAAAAUGAGUGACAAUCUUAUGGAGAAAGUCAGUGCGUUCGGAGAACGCCUGAAGAUCGGAGGAGCAGAAGUGGGGAGGAAGAUGACUGCUGGUAUGAGCUCUAUGAGCUUUAAGAUGAAGGAGCUUUUCCAGGGACCAAACCAGGUUGAUAAGAUUGUCGAGGAUGCGACUGCCGAGACCUUGGAUGAGCCUGAUUGGGCCACCAACCUUGAUCUCUGUGACAUGAUUAAUCAUGAGAAGAUAAACAGUGUUGAUUUGAUUAGGGGAAUCAAGAAGAGGAUCAUGCUGAAUAACCCCAGGGUUCAGUACCUGGCUUUGGUCUUGCUGGAGACUGUUGUGAAGAACUGUGAGAAGGCAUUCUCGGAGGUUGCAGCGGAGAGAGUCUUGGAUGAGAUGGUGAAGCUUAUUGAUGAUCCUCACACUGUCGUAAACAAUCGGAACAAAGCUCUCAUGCUAAUCGAAGCAUGGGGUGAGUCCGCCAAUGAACUGCGGUAUUUGCCUGUUUAUGAAGAAACUUACAAGAGUUUGAAAUCCAGAGGUGUUCGGUUCCCUGGGCGUGAUGAUGAGAGUUUAGCUCCAAUAUUUACUCCACCUCGUUCGGUUGCGGAAUCAGAAUCGAAUACAACUCUAGGACACCAUAUUCACCAGGGCAUUCCAGAGCAAAAUUUUUCAGCAGAGCAAACCAAGGAAGCAUUUGAUAUAGCACGGAACAGUAUUGAGCUGCUCUCAACAGUUUUAUCCUCCUCUCCAGAACAAGAUGUUUUACAGGAUGACUUGACAACAACACUUGUACAGCAGUGCCGCCAAUCCCAAUAUACUGUUCAGACGAUAAUCGAGACAUCUGGUGACAAUGAAGCCUUGCUCUUUGAAGCAUUGAACGUGAAUGAUGAGAUUCAAAAGGUCCUCACUAGAUAUGAGGAGCUUAAGAAGCCUUUUGCAGUCCCACUUGUGCCUGAACCUGCCAUGAUACCUGUUGCCAUUGAGCCUGAUGAAUCCCCACGGCUUGGCAAAGAAGAUGCACUUAUCAGAAAACCUGCCGGUUCUCGAGGUGGUGUCCGGGUUGGUGAGGAUGAUAUGAUGGAUGAUCUUGAUGAGAUGAUAUUCGGCAAGAAAAGUGGGGGCACAUCUGAAGGUGGUCAGGAUCCUAAGAAACAUUCAUCCUCGAAAGAUGAUCUCAUCACUUUCUGAAUUUUAUCCUUACUGUGUGUUUUAUGUUUUAGCCGAAUAUGGGUCAUAUGAUGUGUUGUUGAUAUCAAAAGUUCUCGUAGGUGAUGAAGACUUCCAGAUUGGUGAUGUCUAGGCCGGAUUCAGUUUUAUUUUUUCCUUCAUUAAUGCACAUUUUAUGUAAUUGAUUUACAGUUGACAGUGAUAGUCUAUCACUUGGACAUAAUCUAGAAGAUUUCCAU
Telopea speciosissima is the source of this 1636-nucleotide messenger RNA. Its product is annotated as TOM1-like protein 1. Gene Ontology annotation, biological process: protein transport to vacuole involved in ubiquitin-dependent protein catabolic process via the multivesicular body sorting pathway. Gene Ontology annotation, molecular function: ubiquitin binding; phosphatidylinositol binding. NCBI's taxonomy places the organism in Eukaryota, Viridiplantae, Streptophyta, Magnoliopsida, Proteales, Proteaceae. The transcript has 4 exons. The coding region runs from base 234 to 1418 and encodes 394 amino acids. The record is from RefSeq and is a predicted model, not a curated record.